Jatropha curcas is the source of this 1320-nucleotide messenger RNA. It is a transcript of the gene PEX11A, whose product is annotated as peroxin 11A. Gene Ontology annotation, biological process: peroxisome fission. Gene Ontology annotation, cellular component: peroxisomal membrane. The record is from RefSeq and is a predicted model, not a curated record. Lineage: Eukaryota; Viridiplantae; Streptophyta; Magnoliopsida; Malpighiales; Euphorbiaceae.
UGAUUGCAUUUGGCACGCACAACAAUGAAAAUAAAACACGACGUAAUAAAUUAAUUGAAGCGCAUGUUCGAAAGCCGCAACAGAUUUUUGGCUGCUGUUUUUCCCAAACGCGCGGAUCAGAGGGUUAAAGUCAUCGACUCGUCGUGGGCAAUAGCAUCCAACGGCGUCGUCUCAGUUUUCUGUUGGCAACUUCUUUGCAGUACCUCCUCAGUUCUCCUUUCUCUCUCUCUCUCUCGGCAGCUCAUGGAUUCCAAGACUUCAACAACUGCCAACCCAUCACAGAAACCAACGAUCACUCCACCAAUCCUUCAAGCGCCGACAAAAGACAGAGACUUCCUCAACCGCCUCGAAGCUUACCUCGCCAAGAGAGACGGCGUCGAUAAGCUCCUCAAGAUCUCGCGUUAUGCCUCCAAGAUCAUUUUAGCCUCCUCUGCUCUUCCCGAAUCCCUGAUUUUAACUCAGAGACUCAAGAGCUUUGAGUCUAGCGUAGGACUCAGUCGCAAAGCGUUUCGAGUCGGGAAAUUUGUUCAGGACGUCAACGCUCUUAGAAACUCUCAUCUUGAUUCGAAGCAACAAAUUAUCCUCUCCAUAAUUGCAUUUGGAGGCGAGGGUUUGUACUAUUUUGUUGAACAGUUUGUUUGGCUGGCUAAAGCAGGCUUAAUUGAUAGCAAACACUCCAAAUUUUUGGGGAAAAUCAGUGCUUGGACCGAGUUUAUUGGGUACAUAGGUAGUAUUUCUCUCAAAUUUAGGGAUUUGAAGAAUUUACUUGAAGACGAGGUCUGUUUGAAAUCGACUAUUGAGGUAGCCAUUGCCCGGGGUGUUGGGUAUCAAGAGGAAGAGGAAAGAAUGAGAAAGCUAAGAGAGAAGACGCUGAUGAAGAAGCUAUCUAUUGUGCAGGACUUCGCUGAUGGAUUAAUGGCGUUCGCAGAUAUUCGAGACGGGAAGGGACCGCUGUCGGCGCCGCUUUUGGUGUCAUCGGCGGGACUUUUAUCUGCCUUGAUUAGUACUCAUAAGAACUGGGUUUCUUGCUGAGUUUGGCAAUAAUUUCAGAAGGUAUGGAUGUUGAGGGAAUUGGGUUUCUUUUACAAUUAUUUGAUUCUAUUUAUGAAUUAUUGUUGGUAGAAGUAGAUUCAAAAGCAAGAAUGCUAUUUUCUAGGCUGCAAAAUUCAGAUAAAACAGGAAGGAUUAGAUAACUCCUACGCUGUUGGGACAGGAGAUAAAUGUUUUCCCUCUGAAGUUCAGGGAUGCUCUUGUUUCUACACUUCUUUCUUUUUCAAAUAAUAAAAACCAAAUGCUGACAGCGGAUUGAUAUGAAUUCUA